CCAGGAUAUUUUCUGGAACUGCACAAUACCAGAAUCAUCAAACUUUUAUCUCUACCCACAUUCCAUACCCCUGACCCACACCAAACACCACCUCAUGCUGUUUUAUUACUAUAUUUUUACCAUUCAGAUCUGUCACUGACAAGCUACAACUCACACACGAGCAAGUGCGCAUCAUCAAACAUGAUGUCAAGUCAGGGGAGAUCGUAAAAAUUGUAGCAUUUGCAGGAACUGGGAAGACGACAACUCUUGUUGAAUACACCAAAAUGAGGCCAAUGGAGCGGUUCCUUAAUGUGGCUUACAAUAAGUCAAUUCAACAACAUGCACUGAAGACUUUUCCUAGCAAUGUGGAGUCUCGCACAAUCCACUCCCUGGCUUUUAGAGGUGUAGGCUUUCAAUACAAACACAAGCUCGCCUUUGGUUUGCGGAUCAGCACCAUCAUGAAUGCCCUCCCGAAUGAAUGUGGCUAUCUGCAUGCGAGACGAGUUGAAGAUACUCUGAAAAACUUCAUAGCGUCUUCUGACACUACUGUGCAAGCCAAACAUGUUCCUCGUACCAAUAGAGUCGUUGUGGAGGUGUCUUUAUCAGAGGGUAGUGACAUAGUGCAGUCAAUCUUUGGUAAUCAUGGUGCAGACGUCACUUAUUUGAACAGUGACAAGCACAUUCAGAAAGUUGUAUCACAUGCUGAAGGGCUGUGGCAAAGAAUGAGGGAUCCUAGAGAUAAAGAUUUUCCAAUCACCCAUGAUGGUUACCUCAAGAUCUAUCAGCUUAACAGACCGGUUUUGGAUGGAUAUGAUUGUCUCCUUGUAGAUGAGGCUCAGGAUUGCACUCCUGCUGCGUCAGACAUUCUUCUCAGACAAUCCUGUGCCAAGAUUUUGGUUGGUGAUCCGCAUCAACAGAUUUACGCCUUUCGUGGAGCAAGAAAUGCCCUUCAGGAGGUGACCAGUACUCACACCUUCUACCUCACACAGUCAUUCAGAUUUGGGCCGGAGAUAGCGUAUGUGGCAUCUUGUGUACUGGAUGUAUUGAAGGGUGUACGAAACAAGACUCUGGUUGGAGGAGCUAAGAGAGGUUCUGUGAUGGGUGAAAAAUCUGGUCAAGUAUGCGUUAUCACUCGGUGUAAUUACACGCUGUUUAAUGAAGCAGUUAAUGUCUGUUGUGCAAACAAUAACUCCAAAGUUGGAUUUGUUGGGGGUUUGCAAGGCCUUGCUCUUGACCGAGUGCUUGAUAUUCACAAGCUGUUUACGGCUGGUACAAAUAAACCUUAUCUGGGAAUCAAUGAUGCUUUGAUCAAGAAAUUCAAGUCGUUUUCUGAAUUAAAGAAAUACGCUAAGGUGGCUCCUGACCCAGAAUUGCUUGGCAAGAUUAAGAUCGUUGAAACACACCACGUGCUACUGCAGAACAGAAUUGAGAAGAUCAAGUCCAAGGCUGUAGCCAACUUACAGCAAGCAGACAUCAUUUUCUCUACGGCACACAAAGCCAAAGGACUUGAGUUUGAUACCGUCCGAGUCACAGAUGACUUUUUACCAGGAACAGACAUUGGAGUGGCAUGGAGUGAACAUGGAGAGGACGAGAAAAACUUGGUGUAUGUUGCCGUCAGUCGCGCGAAGAGGUGCCUGCAGCUAAACAGUACAAUUCUCGGCAUUCUUGGUUCCAGAAAGGAACACUUCGUGAAGGCAAUUUUACCGAAGGAAGUGACUCAGCCGGCUAUCUGCCGGAGCUGUAAAGGAGAAAUCGACUUUACCCCGCGUCCCCAUGUGGUCAUCCAGAAAGAAGACAUAACUUUGGGAGGAAACGUCAAAGUUGCUGGCGGCAUUCUUUGCCCCUCGUGUGCGCUCAUGAAAAUACCUCAUUUAGGAUGCCUUGCUUAUGUAAACGUUGACAGUAUAAAUUCAAGUUCGUCGUAAGAUUCCCGAGACUCCCGCAGUCCCGAAGAGUCCCGUUUGAGAUAAUGCUAAAGGUGACGAGGAUCAGGUUGUUUCGUGUAAUGCUACGAAAUGAAAUCACUACAAUGUUACGUUAAGAUAUUGUACACUCUUCUAUUGUUACGUUUGAAAAUGGGCAGUGCAAAGACCCUCUCUCUAAUAGUAUUUUAUUUACAGUGUAACCGUACACUGCUUAUCCUGCAUUUCUCACUUUUGGUGCAUAAAAUUUUCAUAUCAACCAUCAGUGACCUAAAGUCUGAAACGCCGAACGAACUCAGGUUAAAGUGGAAUGAUAUUUUGAACAUCCGAAGGAGCUUUGCAAGAUAUUAAGAACAAGAAGGAUAACAUAUGAUUUGCCUUCUCGCCGGUAUCAUAAGGACUUCUGAGGAUUUAGAACUCACUUUUUUCUUCCCAUGUCAUUGCCCUUGGCAAAUUAUAUUCUAUGAUCUUAUCUGGUUUUCUCGUUUCGUUACCUACAAUAGCAUAUUGCAUACAUAUACCAAUACUGUUAUUGUUAGAAAUUUAAGAAACGAAACGUUUUAUGAAUAUUGUAAAUACUUGGUGAAAUCUAUGAAAACAAUGUACUGUUAAGGAUGGUCUUUAGUUAGAACAAAGUAUAUUUUUCUAGAUUUAGUAAAUUCGUUUAAUUUA
Molecule: messenger RNA, 2573 nt
Organism: Orbicella faveolata
Lineage: Eukaryota; Metazoa; Cnidaria; Anthozoa; Scleractinia; Merulinidae
Product: F-box DNA helicase 1-like
Biological process (GO): replication fork processing; double-strand break repair via homologous recombination
Cellular component (GO): nucleus
Molecular function (GO): hydrolase activity; 3'-5' DNA helicase activity; DNA binding
Source: RefSeq, a predicted model, not a curated record